CGUGACCCGAAAAGUAACACGUGUAACGAUAAACCCUAAAGCCCCAUUGAAUUGAUUCAUCUUCCAUUCACCAAAAACCCUAUAAACCUACACAGUUCGUUGACCUCUGCGAACAGAGAAAUCUCAGGGGAAAAAUGGAUCACAUCGCAGCUGUGGAAGAGCAAAUGGUAACGGAGAGACUGAGAAGAAAACUGAACGAGGUGAAUUUAGCUGCUCAGUCCCAGCUUUCUCCGAUCCAGGACCACAUCAAUUUCACCCUUCAGCAAGCAUACUUCAAGUGUGCGUAUGAGUGCUUUGACCGGAGAAGAAAGCAAGAAGAGAUAAGUAACUGUGUUGAAAAUUGCAGUGUUCCUGUGGUGAAUGCUCAGCAUCAGUUUGAGAAUGAGAUGUCCAAGUUUCAAGAAAGGUUGAACAGAUCACUCAUGGUCUGUCAAGAUAAGUUUGAGGCAGCCAAGCUCCAACAGGCUAAAACUGAUGCUAUGACCAAUUUGGAGUCAUGCGUGAAUCAAUCAAUCGAAGAAAACAUUAAUUCGCUGCCCCAUUUUGUUCAAAGAAUGAAGGCUACCUUUUCCAUAAGUGAUUGAAUCAGGAGGGGUGUUGUUACAAUGCUUAUGAACCCUUACUGUGGUUCAACAUUUUUUACAAAGGACAUGAUCUGUUCCGCAAAGCUCAUGCCUGCAGUGGAGAUUUAAUCUGCCUUUUUAUGAUUUGAAUAAUGAUCAAUUUAGUAUUUUGACAAUUUUUUUAAUACCAUUGAAUUGAAUCCUUGUGACAAAAUGAUAUCUUCAAUUUAAUUGGAAGUAACCAUAUUUUCUAGAA
This is a messenger RNA of Carica papaya (papaya), 819 nucleotides long. RefSeq lists its product as uncharacterized. Lineage: Eukaryota; Viridiplantae; Streptophyta; Magnoliopsida; Brassicales; Caricaceae. The record is from RefSeq and is a predicted model, not a curated record. Gene Ontology annotation, cellular component: cytoplasm.